Messenger RNA from Closterium sp. Naga37s-1, 513 nucleotides. Lineage: Eukaryota; Viridiplantae; Streptophyta; Zygnematophyceae; Desmidiales; Closteriaceae. The record is from the annotation of a GenBank genome assembly.
AUGGCGGACACAGCGGCGGCCAGUAGCUCGGAAACUGUUAGUCGCAACCCAGCACUAGGUCGGUCGGUCGGUGGGGAGGGUGGCGGCACAUGUGGGCAUCCCGAGACUGCUGGUGGACAUGCGGCACUCCCUGGCCCGCAAUCGCCUGCUGCAGCUGCCGGUGUUGAAUCUCCCCAUGCCAUGCCAUGUGAUGUGAAGAGUUUCAUAGGAAGCCGCAACGCCCUGGCGCUUACCCUCCCUCCCUCCGUACUCCCCUUCUCCCCACCUUUCCCGUUCCCCUCCCGCUCCCCCUUCCUCUCUCCCCUCCCCUCUGUCCCCGUCACAGCCUUGGCCCACAUUCGCCUGCUGCAGCUGCCGGUGCUGCGACUGGCUGUAACUCAGGUGGCAGCAUGGCAGGUCAGGGCCCGGGUCCCGGCUUCCGUGGACGUGACAGCUGGCAUGCUCGCCGUGCAGCGGGCAGGACCCGGACCUCUGGCCGCCCCACAAGGGAGCUGCCUCCGCCCUCCCAUUUGA